This is a messenger RNA of Malassezia pachydermatis, 468 nucleotides long. Its product is annotated as ltp1-protein-tyrosine-phosphatase. Bases 1 to 468 code for a protein of 155 amino acids. Gene Ontology annotation, biological process: protein dephosphorylation. Lineage: Eukaryota; Fungi; Basidiomycota; Malasseziomycetes; Malasseziales; Malasseziaceae. Gene Ontology annotation, molecular function: protein tyrosine phosphatase activity. The transcript has 6 exons. The record is from RefSeq and is a predicted model, not a curated record.
AUGUCGGACGAAGGUAAGAUCAACGUGUUAUUCUGCUGCCUGGGCAACAUCUGCCGCAGCCCCAUGGCGGAAGCUGUAUUCGCAAAGAUGGUGAAGGAACAAGGACUAUCCAAUCACUUUGGCGUUAUUGACAGCUGUGGCACUGCUGAUUACCACGAAGGCGAAGAGCCAGAUCUUCGCACUGUGCGUGUGUGCAAGAAGCAUAACGUACCUGUCAAUCAUCUCGCGCGUGCGCUUCAACCCAACGAUUUUACCAAGUUUGACUAUAUUUUUGGCAUGGAUUCCAACAACCUCAAGAAUAUCCAACGUGCACAGCCCAAAAACUCGAGCACCAACGACGACAAUUCCACGAUCUAUGACCCCUACUAUAUUGGUGAUCAUGCCUUUGAUAGCGUGUUCGAGCAAUGCGAGCGAUAUUCGCGUGCCUUCUUGGCUCAUCUCAAACUGGGCCCGGGCGCACAAUUGUAA